Messenger RNA from Neohortaea acidophila, 1740 nucleotides. RefSeq lists its product as uncharacterized. Gene Ontology annotation, molecular function: flavin adenine dinucleotide binding; N,N-dimethylaniline monooxygenase activity; NADP binding. The record is from RefSeq and is a predicted model, not a curated record. The transcript is spliced from 6 exons. NCBI's taxonomy places the organism in Eukaryota, Fungi, Ascomycota, Dothideomycetes, Mycosphaerellales, Teratosphaeriaceae. Bases 1 to 1740 code for a protein of 579 amino acids.
AUGGCAGAAAGGAAACGUCGCAAGACCGCGGACGAGCAGAAGCUCUACUCACCCUUCGAGAUCCCAUUCAACCCGGAGCCUUUGCACAAGCGAAGGAAACUGCGAGUCGUCUGCAUCGGCGCCGGUUUCGCCGGCCUCACCCUGGCCUACAAGAUCCUCAUCGAGCAAAAAUUAGGCGAUGUCAUCGAUUUUCAAGUCUAUGAGCGACAUGACGAUGUGGGCGGCACAUGGCUCGUGAACAAGUAUCCUGGAUUGACCUGUGAUGUUCCGAUUCACAUCUACACCCUGCCCUGGGCGCCGAAACAUGACUGGACGAAGUUCAUGGCCAGUGGGCAGGAGAUUAGCCAGUAUUGCAAGGAUGUGAAGCAGAAGUUUGGGCUUGACGCCUGGAUCCAAUUCCACACGGUGCUGGAGCAAGCGGAGUGGGAUGAAGAGGCGGGGAAGUGGAAGCUGAGAUUGGAGCGGAACGGCGACGUCUUUGCCGAUGAAUGCGAUGUCCUGGUCGGGGCCGCGGGGACGCAGAACACACCAUUGAAAUCAGCCAUACGGGGUCUGGAGAGUUUCCAAGGAGAAGUACUGCACACAGGCCACUGGGACGAAGCAACCGACUGCAAAGACAAACGCAUAGCAGUGAUCGGCAACGGCUCCUCUGGAAUCCAGGUCUUUGGCGCGCUGCAGAAGCAAGCAAAGCAGAUCACGCAUUAUAUUCGUUCCGCCACGUGGAUUAGUCUCAAUUACAUGAGCCAGUUUACGCGAAAUGCAGACGGGAGGAACUUUGCAUAUACCGAUGACGAGAAAGCUGCUUUCCGAGACCCGCAGAACCUGUUUGAAUACCGACGAACGAUGGAGUCGACGAGCAACGGCAUCUUCAAGAAUUUGGUGUUUGAUGAGACGGCGCCGGAGGUCAAAAAAGCCUUCCGUGCAAACAUGGAAAAAGUGAUGAGAGAGCGACUCAAAGAAAAUCCAGAGAUGGUCGACAAACUCAUGCCCAGCUAUCAACCGUGGUGUCGCCGACUUACACCCGGAGACGGAUACCUCGAAGCCCUGCAAGAACCCAAUGCCCGCCUCGUAGACGACCCGAUCGAAGAGAUCACGCCCAUCGGCAUCCGUACCACUUCAGGACACGAGAGCGACUACGACAUGAUCAUCGCCGCCACCGGCUACGUCAACACCAGGGUACCACCCUGGAAGAUGAUCGGCAGGGACGGCAUCACGCUCGCCGAGCGCUUCAAAGAAGACGCCGACGGCUACCUCUCCGUCGCCGCGCCGUCAAUGCCCAACUACUUCUCCAUCGGCUGCGGGCCGAACUUCACUAUUGCCAAUGGGCCCCUGCUGUCUGCGUACGGGUUCAUUUCGGAGUACAUCCUGCAAUGGCUCGCCAAGAUCGCCAAAGAAGACAUCCACAGCGUGUGCGUCAAAGACGACGUCGUGGAAGCGUACAACAUCUACAUCCAGCAGAUCCUGCGCCGCACGGCGUGGAAUCGCGAGUGCGAGAGUUGGUACAAGAAGGGGCGCAAGGAUGAGUAUCGCACGGGGAUCACGGCCAUCUACCCGGGGAGCAUGAUGCAUUUCAAGUCCAUGCUGGCCGACAUUCGACCGGAGGACUUCGAGAUUCGGUACAGGAGUCGGAAUCCGUUCAAGUUUUAUGGGUGUGGGCUGACGGAGCUGGAUUUGUCGUCGGAUCAGCCGGAUCUGAGUGGUUAUUUGGGGGAGACGAUGAGGACUGAGCAUAUGCUGUGA